This is a messenger RNA of Pisolithus orientalis, 747 nucleotides long. RefSeq names its product P-loop containing nucleoside triphosphate hydrolase protein. NCBI's taxonomy places the organism in Eukaryota, Fungi, Basidiomycota, Agaricomycetes, Boletales, Pisolithaceae. The transcript is spliced from 3 exons. The annotation marks the transcript as partial. The record is from RefSeq and is a predicted model, not a curated record. Gene Ontology annotation, molecular function: GTP binding.
AUGGGGCCAACCGGUUCUGGGAAAAGUUCGUUUAUAGACAAAGUCGUCACGGAGGGGAUGGGAGAGGGUGUGGGGCAUGGUUCAACUUCCUGUACAAGGGAGGUCAAAGCCACCAGAUGUACGCUCAAAGGAUCCAGUGUGGUUCUGGUAGACACUCCGGGGUUUGAUGAUACGGAGAGAUCCGAUUGGGAAAUCCUGGAAAUCAUUUCCAACUGGCUGAACGAGGAGUACCAGACCGGGACCAUCCUUUCGGCCCUUCUUUGGUUUCAUCGCAUAUCAGAUAAUCGCAUGGCUGGAUCCCCACUAAAGAACCUUCGAGUCUUUGAAAAGUUGUGCGGGAAAUGUGCCAUGUCCAAGGUUGUCCUAGUCACUACAAUGUGGGAUGAAGUGGAAUAUCAUGUUGGUGAGGCAAGGCUGGAAGAGCUCAAAGUCACUUACUGGAAGGCGAUGAUAUCGAGAGGGUCGAAGACAUUCGAGUACGGGAACACUCGAGAAUCAGCCAUUCAACUAAUUCAAUCCGUUGUACUUCGGCAACAGGAGACAACACGAAAGGGAGUCCAGUUGCAAGUGGAAAUUUCGGAUUUGGAGAUGGAGUUGCGGGAAACUGCGGCUGGGCGGGAGUUGUGUUCUUCUUUGGAAGAACUCACACGUAGGCGCAAGGAGUUGCUUCGAAGACUUCAAGCAGAGGCCAAGGGAGCAGACCCGCGAAUCGCAGAAGACCUGCGGAGAGAAUGUGACGAAUUACAA